Molecule: messenger RNA, 3139 nt
Organism: Corythoichthys intestinalis (scribbled pipefish)
Lineage: Eukaryota; Metazoa; Chordata; Actinopteri; Syngnathiformes; Syngnathidae
Gene: tpm1
Product: tropomyosin 1 (alpha)
Exons: 10
Coding region: 153-1133 (326 amino acids)
Biological process (GO): actin filament organization; muscle contraction
Cellular component (GO): actin filament
Molecular function (GO): actin filament binding
Source: RefSeq, a predicted model, not a curated record
AAGUACAUAUUUGUGAGGGCACAGGGAGGCAGAGCCUGCACUCCAGCUCCACGUUCACUGAGGCACACACGGCCCCAGCUCCUGCUCUUGUCCCCUGCUAACUUUUCCACUUUUUCUUUUACGGACCCUCUCCGUAUUGGCAAUAAGCAGCCAUGGACGCCAUCAAGAAGAAGAUGCAGAUGCUCAAGCUCGACAAGGAGAAUGCCUUGGACAGAGCUGAGCAGGCCGAGUCAGACAAGAAAGCGGCGGAGGACAGAAGCAAGCAGUUAGAGGACGAAAUAAGAGAGUUGGAAAAGAAAAUGCGUGUAACUGAGGACGAGAGGGAUAAAGUGUUUGAGGAGUUCCAAACUGCAGAGGAGAAGCUGCUGAGUGCUGAGGAAGUUGCCACCAAGCUUGAGGAUGACUUGGUAGCUCUGCAGAAGAAACUGAAGGGAACUGAAGAUGAGCUGGACAAGUACUCUGAGGCUCUUAAAGAUGCCCAGGAGAAACUUGAGCUAGCUGAGAAGAAAGCCACAGAUGCCGAGAGCGAUGUGGCCUCCCUCAACAGACGCAUCCAGCUGGUUGAGGAGGAGUUGGACCGUGCUCAGGAGCGUCUGGCCACUGCUCUGACCAAGCUGGAGGAGGCCGAGAAGGCUGCUGAUGAGAGCGAGAGAGGCAUGAAGGUCAUUGAGAACAGAGCCAUGAAGGAUGAGGAGAAGAUGGAGAUUCAGGAGAUCCAGCUCAAAGAGGCCAAACACAUCGCUGAGGAGGCUGACAGAAAAUACGAGGAGGUUGCUCGUAAACUCGUCAUCAUUGAGAGCGACCUUGAGCGUACAGAGGAGCGCGCUGAGCUGUCAGAAAGCAAAUGCUCUGAGCUGGAGGAAGAGUUGAAAACUGUGACCAACAACCUCAAGUCACUGGAGGCCCAGGCUGAGAAGUACUCUCAGAAGGAGGACAAAUACGAGGAAGAGAUCAAGAUCCUCACCGACAAGCUGAAGGAGGCUGAGACCCGUGCCGAGUUCGCUGAGAGAUCAGUAGCCAAGCUGGAGAAGACCAUUGAUGACCUGGAGGAUGAGUUGUAUUCUCAGAAACUGAAGUACAAGGCCAUCAGCGAGGAGCUGGACCACGCCCUCAAUGACAUGACUUCCAUGUAAAUGUUCCACCUGCCGUGCCUCUUGCUUUUUCAUAAUGAGAACCAUAGACUUCAAAAUCUAUAUUAUGAAGUCUAUGUGAGAACUUAUUUAUAUGCACUGCUUUAAUCAAGUGGUUUUAAACAAUGUAUUCCAUGUGUGAGCAUUCGCUAGUAACUCCAAGUAGGCUCCUCUUUGAAUUUACUGUUUGACAAUAUCGAUAGGAUUAGAGUGUGCAAAGAGGAAUGGAGUAAGUAAUGCAUGACAUGUGAAUCAGCAUGGACCAUUUUAUUUAUUCCUACUUAUUGGACCAUUUACUGUGACAUCCUGAGACACGCAUGCAAAUCAAUUCUCACUCACCGUAAAUGUGAUCGUCUACUAAUAUGUCCUGCUUUCCCCGUUUCCUCUCAUGUUGUUGUUUUUGUCCCAUUUCAACAAACUCUGUGGCGUAGCGCCUCAAAGAGCUUAACUUCCCCCUUCAUUUAACUGUACUUCUUCUCUCCUCCCUCACAGAUAAAUUGUUUACAUCUCAUCAAAGACGCCUCCUUCCGGCGGAGUGGCAUCUGUCUGCUCUCUCCAGCCGUCCCUCCAUCUUCCUUUCCCUCUUCGUCUGUGCUAUUCCCAUCCUCAUGUUUGUUCUCAUCCUCAUGUCAAAAUCCAUCCCAUCUCUUGUACAGAAUCCUAAAAUCGUUCUGCGUUGUAUAAAAAGAAUAAACCUCAUCCCUUCCAUGUAUGCUGUAUCUCUUUACUCUCCUUUUACCUAUUUAUUUCCAGUCAAACCCUAGAGUCUCUUUUUUUGUCUAUACUUUUCUUUCAACAUCUCUGCAAUCCUUUUUCUUGCUUUCCUUGUUAUAGUCAUGUACAAGGUGGCACGCGCAUACUUAGAAAAAAACUGAGCCAGUCAAGCUUUCCUUGUAGGAAGUCGAGACUUUUCGACACAAAGUUGUGUGCAAGGAAUCUUACUUUGAGUGCUUUGAGGACGGAAGGAUUGGGAUGGGAUUGUGAUCAGGAAGAUUAUGGUUAAGUAGCAAGAUGAUGGAGAACAUCGCGCUUGAUAAAAACAGAUUGAGAAGCUUUGUGCACAUCACUGUUGCAAUAUUAUGACAUGUGGGCACUGUACGUUACGCAGCAUUUCAAUAAAGGGACAAUCUAAAUCACCUGAGUGUUUUGAUGAAUUGGUAUAAAGUAGACCAGAAAGUUAUCGCGAACAGCCGAGCCUUUAAAAACAUCAAACGGACAAUAAUGAUUCACCACUUGAGUUUACUUGAGAUGGUUAAUAUUUAUUUUACUGACCAUAUAUUGGUUAAUACUAUCAUAAAGUUUCAGUGCUAACUCAGCAUUAAAUAUUCCCUAAGAUUAAAAAUGUAAUGUAACUCAUCCUUAAAAUCUUAAGGACAUAAAAGAAUUGUAAUGUUUUGUUUUAAUCACAGUCCAGUACAGUUUUUGAGAGGUCUGAGAUAAGAUCGCCCACAUUUUCUUUAUUAAAUGGGCAAAUUUUUGGUACAAUUUUUUUUUAGCUGAUGUUACUAAAAAUUUUUUUUUUUUUUUUUUUUUUUUUUUAAGCUGAUAAUGUUACUAAAAAUUUACUUUUUUUUAAACAUAGGUCGACAUUAUUCCUUUUAUUUAGAAUUGUAUUCAUACUACCGUAUUUUUCGGACUAUAAGUCUGUUUUUUCAUAGUUUGGCUGGGGGUGUGACUUGUACUCCAGAGCGACUUAUGUGUGAAAUUAUUAACACAUUAUUAUAUCAUUGCACAUGUUAUUUUGGUGUUUUGGAGUGACACUGAUGGUUUGGUAAACUUGUUAGCAGGUUCUUGAUGCUGUAGUUAUCUGAAUAAUCUAUUAUCUUAAUUAUUAAUGAAUUAUUAAUAGUUGUGUUACGUUAACAUACCGGCCACCUUCGCAUUUUGUUGUUCAUGCAUCAUGUAACAUUAUCAUUAGGGUUGUUCCGAUCAUGUUUUUUUGCUCCGGAUCCGAUCCCGAUCGUUUGUUUGAGUAUCUGCCGAUCCCGAUAUUUCCCGAGCCGAUUGCU